Molecule: messenger RNA, 2310 nt
Organism: Drosophila eugracilis
Lineage: Eukaryota; Metazoa; Arthropoda; Insecta; Diptera; Drosophilidae
Product: cell division cycle protein 23 homolog
Exons: 3
Coding region: 103-2130 (675 amino acids)
Biological process (GO): cell division
Cellular component (GO): anaphase-promoting complex
Molecular function (GO): protein binding
Source: RefSeq, a predicted model, not a curated record
AUACCCUACCGGCACUUAUCGAUAAUCAUUUAUCGCUGUUCGACCGGCAAAUAAAAUUGUUUUUAGAGCAUAGCUUAUCCAAACAAAUCCGAUCCGAUCGAUAUGCAGGAGUUCUUCAGCGUGCUGCUGCCGGAUGUGAAGCGGGAACUGCGCCGCGGGAUCAUUGAAUGCUCCAAGCGAGGUCUCCUACACAGCACCAAGUGGCUAGCGGAGAUGCACCACGGCUUGGGCGAUGUGAACAUAGACAAUGAAGCGCCGGAUGAGGAUCGCACAUUCAGCCAAUGUCAGCUGGAAGGGAUUGCGCCGGCUGAAUACAGCGACUAUUUCUUGGCCAAGAGUUACUACGAUGUAAGGGAAUACGAUAGGGCGGCACAUGCUGUGAGGAAUUGCGAGUCCAGUGUUCCGCGCUUUUUAUACUUCUACUCCACAUAUAUGGCAAGGGAAAAGCGCCGACUGGACUCCAUCACCGAUCAGGCGAAUCUCCACGAGCCAAAUCAAAUGCGGGAUCUCGCUGAUCUUCUGGCCACGCUGCGCACGGAGUACGGGAAAAGUCGCCUAGAUGGCUAUGGCAUUUAUUUAUAUGGAGUCGUCUUGAAAGCCCUGAAUCUCAAUCAAGCUGCCGAGCAAAUGCUUAUCCAGGCUAUCAGACUGGUGCCCAUGCUGUGGAGUGCCUAUCUGGAACUAUCUCCCCUGGUCAUGGAAAAGAAAAAACUACUCAGUCUGCAGUUAGGCGGUCACUGGAUGCGACAUUUCUUCAUGGCACACACCUACCUAGAAUUGUACCUAAACGACGAUGGCCUGAAAAUUUACGAAGAUCUGCAGGCAUCGGGAUUCAGCAAAAGCAUAUACUUGAUUGCCCAGAUGGCUCUGGUCUAUCACAACAAGAGGGACGUGGACAAGGCGAUUGAACUGUAUCAAGCACUUCUCGAGAGCGAUCCCUACCGCUUGGAUAAUGUGGAUACGUACUCCAACCUGCUGUUCGUCAAGGAAAUGAAGACCGAGAUGGCCCAGUUGGCCCACAAGGCUGUGAGCAUCAACAAGUACCGUCCAGAGACGUGCUGUGUGAUAGGCAACUACUACAGCAUCCGCUGUGAUCACCAGGUGGCGAUAUCUUAUUUCCAACGAGCCCUGAAAUUGAAUCCCAAGUACCUGGCCGCCUGGACAUUGAUGGGUCACGAGUUCAUGGAACUGAAGAACACGAAUGCAGCCAUACAGAGCUACAGAAAGGCAGUGGAGGUCAACAAGCGGGACUAUCGCGCUUGGUAUGGGCUUGGUCAGGCCUACGAGAUCAUCAAGAUGCACUACUACAGCUUGUAUUACUUUAAAAUUGCCCACCAACUCCGUCCCUACGAUUCUCGCAUGUUGGUAGCUUUGGGCGAGACCUACGAAAAGCUGGACAAGUGCGAAAACGCUGUAAAAUGCUAUUGGAAGGCCAUCGACGUGGGUGAUAUAGAGGGUAUAGCUAUGUACAAACUGGCCAAUUUGCACGAGAAACUGGGUGAUCACGAAACGGCGGUUCAUUGUUACAUCAUGUAUUGCGAAGACGAGCGGGCGGCCACCGAUAAACAAAGUCUCUACCAGGGCUUUAUCACGCUGGCAAAUUAUUACGAAAAGAAGGGAGAAUACGAAAGGGCAGCCUAUUACGCUUACAAGUGCCUGGACUCCGAUGAUAGAAAAACAGAGGCCAAGGCUUUGCUGAAGACAAUCGAUUGGAAACGGAAUGCUGAAGGUCAAAAGAAAGCAAAAACAUCCACGGCUGUGGCGAACGCAGAGACCAGUUCCGAGGAUGAGAUGGAGUGGGAGCUACAAGAUGCUCGUGUCCGAGUGCCUUUUACUUCGAUAGCAACUACUACAACCUCCACGGCUGCAGCUUCUACAGCUGGAAGCUCGAGUAGCUCAACGAUAAGUUUACGCCCGGGCCGAAACUUGCUUGAGGGAAUGCGUCGAUCGCAGGCGAACAGGCCAAGCUUAGCGCCGGGUGCUAGCGGUACCACGACCACUUCGGCGACUGCAGUCACAACCGCUACUGAAGAAACCCCUGGUACAUCUGGCAGCACAGCAAAUCCAACUGAGAAUCCGGCCUCGGAUGAUAACAGCUCCAUGGAAAUAUCCAACGUGUCUAUCGAUUAGUGGUACCAUCGCACCAAUUGUAUAAAUUUUGUAUUUGUUUUUAUGAAUUCUAUUGGAAAUCCAAGUAAAUAUAUAAACUAGUCGUAUUAAAUUGAGCUUAGGCCUACUGCUAGAAUUAAAUUCAAUAAUUCUAUGUGGGUUGCAAUCAAUUAAACUCAAGAAAUAAUAAAUGAAUGAGAA